AUGGAGUUCUAUGAUCCAGAAAUAGAGCAAGGUGCUAAAUCUAGUCAUGCUGAUGCCAAAACAGAUAAAGCAGUGACAGAUAUUAGCAGCACUGUGGAAAAAGUGUACAGCAACGUGGAACAAAAUACAAAAAAAGGAUGGAGUACGUUCAACAACUUCUUUAAAACCAUACAGAGCAGUAUUCCACAAAAUGCAGAGCUGCAAAAAAAGAUGUCGGAAACUGGGAAAGGACUCAGUGAGAAUAUCAACAAGACUAGGGAGACACUAAGCAGUAAGUUAUCGACACAACUUUCAGGAUUAAACAUAAAUAAUGAUAACAUAGAUUCUUUGAAGCAGAAAUCUACGCAGGCAUUGAAGAAUGUGGGUUCGAAUACAAACAAGUAUCUUGACCAGCUAGAUUCGCAUUUAGAAAAAGUUGAGAAUACGACGCUGGGAUAUGCCACACAGUUGACAUCUUUCUUACAAGCCAAGACAGGAAUCAAGGUUGGAAUUGCCGAAAAGGCUAAUUCAAGCUCUCUUGGGCAGAAAAACAUCCAACAGCAAGCAAACGGGUCACAAUCGGAUAUUCUCUUUAAUGUUCCGAAGGGUCUUGCGAGUAGUCGUGUAGAGGCACAACUUCAUGAAUUGCAAGUGAGUAUAGAGCCUUACGAACAGGCGCUUAACAACUCCAAGAAGGAAAUUGAAAAGUACAUUCUUACCGAGGAAGAAAAGCAAGAGGCUGAUAAGCAGCUUUCUUCUGAAGACAGUCCAUUAAAAAAGAUACAACAAGAACUGGUUCCAGGAAAGAUGGAUGGAUCAUUCUUUUUGAAAUGCUACUUUAGCAGUAGAAAGAAAAUCAUACAAGACGAGAAAAAAAGAAAGCUGCUGCUUGAGAAGACGGCUGAAGAAGAUGAGGACGAUUUCAGCUGGGAUGAUGAUAGUGAUGAUGAAGAGGAUAAAGCAGAGACUACUACAAAGGGCAAUGGUGAGAAGAAGGAAGAAUAA
Brettanomyces bruxellensis is the source of this 984-nucleotide messenger RNA. RefSeq lists its product as uncharacterized. Lineage: Eukaryota; Fungi; Ascomycota; Pichiomycetes; Pichiales; Pichiaceae. Gene Ontology annotation, cellular component: cytoplasm. The coding region runs from base 1 to 984 and encodes 327 amino acids. The record is from RefSeq and is a predicted model, not a curated record. The transcript has a single exon.